Molecule: messenger RNA, 15684 nt
Organism: Pelobates cultripes (western spadefoot toad)
Lineage: Eukaryota; Metazoa; Chordata; Amphibia; Anura; Pelobatidae
Source: the annotation of a GenBank genome assembly
AUGAAGAUCAUGAACAAGUGGGACCUUCUGAAGAGAUCAGAUGUGAGAGACGGGGUACAGAAAGAGGUGUACAUAGGCAAAAAUAAUAUGUAGACCAGGAUUGACCACAAAGAAAAAAGGUGUUCGGACAGGAUAAAAAAAAAAUAUCCAAACAGACAGAACCGAACCAUAAAGAUGUUGACCCCGUGAUAGUCUGAUGGACAAUUGAAUGAAAUGUACUUACGGCAGGGUAGGGGCUUGAAAAGAAGUGCACAAAGAUUGAAUAGGGGCACGGAUAUGGAUGCAGCGGUGAUGGUCAGAUGGAGACGAUGUAUAGAUAUACAGAGGUCACAGGCAGAGAUGGAGAUAUAGCUAAUAAUUAAUAGCUAACAACUAAAAACUUAUAGCUAAUAACAGAUCUAUUCAGGUUGACAUAAUUUGUCUGAAUGAAGAUCUAAUACAGAAUAAAUUAAACACUAUUGCUUUUGAAGAAGUUAAAGAACAACUUUCACCUCAAAACUAUGGGGGCGUGUUUUAGGAAGAGUUAUAGACUUUCUGGGGUACAUAGUAAAUGGUGUAGUGUUGGAUAUAAUGUCUGUAGUGAGAAGUGAGAUGGGGAUAAGAGAGGGGAACUGAUGUAUGGGGCGGGAAAUGAAGUGAUGAAAAUCAAAUGUAUGCACUAUAUCUGUCUUUUUCUGUUUUUGUGUACAGGUUGCCUGCUAUAGACAGGAGAGAGAUGUUCUAGUAAAUGGAGACAGACGAUGGAUAACCCAAUUGCACUAUGCUUUUCAAGAUGAUAAUUAUCUUGUAAGUCUGUUUAUAAUUCAGCAGGAGGCUUUUGUAAAACAGAUUGGAGCAGAUGGUAGAGAUGGGGGGACUGGGCACGUUGCUUUCAGUUGGAGACCUGGAUAGGGUAAGCAAGUAUUCGACUCGUAGGAUAAUCAAAACAGCAAGAUGGAUCCACCAGACCGAGACCGCAAAGAUUUAGGAAAACACUGGAUUGGGUCACAAUGCUAUAAAAACAUAGGUUGCAGCAAUCUGCUCUACUGCCUUUAAAGAAUGAUAGUUGUUAAGAACUCUGGUAUCUCGAAUACCAGUUCUUCCAGACACUCCCGAAUCGGCUAUGGACUUUGUGAUUAUAGCCCUGUUUGCCUGGAGCGCUGAGUUGACCGUUACCGAAAUCUUAGCGAGCAGAGAGGAGGAAUAUCGCAAUACAGCAAUCGCAUACCCAAACAUCAGUCGAAACUAGAUGAAGGGUACAACAGGAAUGUCUUUAUUCAGGCCAGAUGGCUGGCUUUUAUGCAGGUCAAGGUUACAUGACACACGCCCAUGGAAACUCCCACAACACGCUCACAUAAAAUCUGAGUCACCAUGAUUCGGCAAAAAUACUGUAAACAUGAAAAUAGGCAAUAAUACAGCAUAAAUAUGUCUGGACUCCCACACAUGUUAUAUGACCGGGUAGCUGGGUUUUAGAGAACCCAAUCUGGCAAAAUAGCACUCUGAUCCCAUGUACCCAGCGGAAACGCCACUGAGUUAAAGGUUCGACCAACCGCGCACGAGCCGGAUGCCCACAAUAGUUCCAUAAGUUUGAUGGUCGCAGUCAGUCAGUCCGAAAGUCACCAGAUUGACCAAAAAAGGUGAACUUGCUUUAAGUCUCGGUAGUAGCGUUGGUCCACUUGGGUACUAGGAGCAGCCACACCAAAUAGCGGUCUCUGGGCGAACUGGGAAAAGGGAGAAGAUGCACGCAGAAGAGUCCCUGGGGAAUCGUGCGGCCAAGUGUCCGGCCUAGAGUACCAGACACUCACCGACCAUGUCCGUGUUCUGGGGGCAAGAUGGCCGCAUUUUCUCUAACACGUGGCGAGCCAGUAUCCGAAUGGCGGCCAUAUAGCAGGGCCCUUGUGGAACUCGGUUCCCCGUUAAAAAUAAAUAAGCCAGGAAAGGGAAAAGGGGUUCGGUACUAAGGUCCCCUGAAUGCAAUUCAUAAAUGAACACCCCAAAUAUGCAGUUUCGUCACAAUAGUUAAUUUAAUAGGUGUCCCAUCCAUGGAGCUAAUGUCAUUGAGAACCUACAGUCUACAGAACCUACAGUAGGGUAAAACAGGCAAAAAAAGCCAUAGUCUAUUGUUUUUCAAUAGGUUAAUACAGUGGUACUGAUAUUUAUAAUGACUUGUUACACCCUCUCAUUCUCUGUCUCUCCUCAGUACCUCCUGAUGGAUUACUACAUUGGAGGUGACCUUCUUUCCCUGCUCAGUAAAUUCCCAGAUGGGCUUCCUCCCCACAUAGCAAUCUUCUACAUAGCGGAGAUGAUCAUGGCUGUCAAUUCUGUUCAUUCUCUGGGUUAUAUACACAGGUGAGAAGGUCUUUAACUGGUGGAGGAGUUAUUAUUCAGAGAUUAUUGGUGUUAAGUAUGCUGUUUCUCUAGUUAUUCUGCUAUGUUGCAUAUCCAUUUUCUCUUCUUUUCCCUCUGCCAUCAGAGAUAUAAAACCAGAUAACAUGCUACUAAAUAUUUCUGGUCACAUUCUUCUGGGGGAUUUUGGUUCCUGUCUGAAGCUGCGAGAGGAUGGCACGGUAUGUUCUAUCCACAUAUGUCUCUACCCCACUUUUUCUUCUCCAGACUCGUUUUUUGACUUCUCCCUGUCCUAAAGGUCUCUUGCUCAGUUGCUGUGGGGACCCCAGACUACCUUUCCCCAGAGAUUCUUCUUGCUGUUGAAGACCAUACGUUAUCCUAUGGUGUUGAAUGUGACUGGUGGUCGCUUGGGGCUUGCACCUUCGAGAUGUUCUUUGGUCACCCACCUUUCUAUGCAGAUUCUGUUGUGGAAACAUAUGGCAAGAUUAUUCACUAUAAAGUAAGGGUGAUACAUACAACAGGUACCUGAUAGUCUGAAGAAAUCUGUUGAUCACAGAUAAAACUCAAACAUAUUUUCCAUCAGUGAUAUAGAAAAGGGUGGAGAUCCAUUCACUCUCUCUUUUUAGGAGCACUUUACAUUCCCCCCAUCGGCCACUGAGGUACCACAAGAAGCUUUAAAUUUCAUCUCAUCCCUCAUCUGUGAGCGUGACACACGUCUGGGCAGGGGAGGACUUCAAGAAUUUCAAAAUCACCCUCUCUUUGCUGGGCUUGACUGGGAGGGACUUCGAGACAGUUCACCGCCCUAUAUCCCUGAAUCAGAUGGUGCCACAGAUACUUCGAAUUUCGAUGUGGUGGAAGACCACCUGACAGAGAUGAUUAGUGGUGGAGGAGUAAGUACCCUAAUGUCCACUUCUGUUUGCCAUUUCACCAAGGAUACCCAUUCUCCAAAGAUUGUGAUUGAAAUUAUAGCUUAUUACAUUCUGAAACUGUCUUGGUUUUCUGAUUACAGGAGACCCUCUCUGAUGUUGAAGAUACUUCACCUCUUGGAGUCAACCUUCCUUUUGUUGGUUACUCUUACACCUACAGGUCAGUGGAGCUCAUAUCUAUUAAGUUAUUCAAAGUGUUUUGACAUUGGUUGGAAAAAAAAUCUUUGUGGCAGAUACAUUACAUGCACCAGUUCUAUUCCGUGCAUGAGUUAUAGUACAAGGAUCUCAAUCUCUCCCAUCAUUGUAUUCAUUACUUUAUUUCCACUCCCUAUGUGACUGUAAAGGGUCUAUUACAAUGUGUACAUUCUUGAGUAGAACCAAUAACUAUUGGCUUGAAGAGUAGUUUCAUUCAUGGUUUUGGUUUUUUUACAUUUUGUAUCAAUGAAAGUACUGUAUCCCAUGUUAUGACAUAGGAACACAAAUAUCGGCAUUUCCUAAACAAUUUCAGACUAUCUAGGUUCUAACCAGCUUGGAGAAGUUCGCUAUAAAAUCUACUGUCGGUGGCGAAAAAGUUUUAGUUUUGGGGGUCCAGAUUUUUCAGGAAAUCUAAAGUCUCAUUAAUUGCUGCCAUGUAUAGUGCAUCUUUAGCACAUAUCACAUUUCUGAUUUAGCUUUAAUUUAAAGUUUCUAACUUUUAGCUAAGCACAUACUUAUCAGCGCAGCACAGAUUCUAGAUAGUCUGUAAAUUUAGUCACUCAUUGUCUUGAUUACGGAGUUCUAUCCAGGGAUCAAGGUCUAGAUGUACAUGGAUACAUCUCCCUUGCUUCUGAGAUAUAUCCUCCCAAAGAGGUUUAAUUAAUGGGAAUUCCCACCAUGAAUGUAAACAGGUACCUCCUCCUUGUACCUUCUCAAGCAAAUUGGCAGCAUUCCUGGUUAAUCAGAGACAUUCUGUGAUGUUGGAGUUACCAUUUGUCUAUUACAUUGUAGAAAUUCUCCUUGAAAAAGAGAGAGGCACUGCCCUACAAAGAUGUUACUGAUAUAUUAAAACAUAGCUUUUAAUAGAAAGUCUGUAAAAAAUUACAACAAAAAUAUAUGUGAAAAAAAUAUAUAUGUGAAAAAAGAAAAAAGAAAACUUAGAUAAAUAUUGAUUAUAUAAACCUCAAAUUCCCACAGAAAGAUUUUCUCUGUAGGAAAAAAUGACUAAAAUAAAAAUGGACAGACAAGUGAUUGUACUUGAUAACACAAUAAAUCCAGAUUAGUAUGGAAUGUAUGUAACUGUGUAGCCAUAAUUGGACAUUUAACAGAAAAUACCAGCUGGAUACAAAUUAAUGUUACAAAGUUUUGUAAUAUGUCAAUUAGUGUAUCUCAAUCAUUGUAGAAUCUAAACCAGUCUGUCUAGUGAAAACGGACAUAUAUCUUGAUUGAUUGGCUGAGCCUAAAUAAUAGUCUAUCUACGAUCGAUUGGCUAAGUCUAAACCUUAGUCCGUCUACUAUAUGUAUUUAUUCAGGAGAUAUAAAAUCUAUAAAGAAUCCUUGUCAAUCCAACUAAUUCGCUACCACAUGCUAAAGUUUGUUCAAAAGGUAUAAGGAAAAAAUGGGGGGAGGUCUGUGAAAAAAAUCCUUAUCAGUCUGACUACUUGACUGCCGUAUAUUUUUGUCCGAUACAAUAAUAGAGGAUACAGAAAAUACGAUAAUUAAAUGUGGUUAUAUUAUUAAAUCAAAAGAGUCUCACUGUGCCUUCAAGGGCACCUGCCUCUAAACGGAAAAUUAUACUGGCAGUCUAACUGCAAGCAGCCAGCUAACAAAUGCCCUAAUAGAUAUCGAUAAGAGCUGGAAAAGAAUAUAUAUAUAUAUAAAUCUUACGCCCGAUGUAUAUUGUGCCUUCAAGGGCACCUAUUGCUAAAUAGAUUAAGAGUCUGCGCUGGCUGGUUGCAAUGCACAGGUCAAAACUGAAUAUAAACCUAAACACCUUAAUACACGUGAUAGAAAGAAGCGGCUAAGCUUCAACACCCGCAUAGACGAGAAGAAGCAGCAUAAACUCAACCUAAUAAUCUGGAGAUCGAAUCGAUUCUAAAGCUAUCAGUAAAUCCCACCAAAAGUUAUAAAGAGCUAAGGCUGAGAUGACAGGAAUCUCCAAAAACCCGACGCGCGUUUCGCCGGUAAGACGGCUUUUCAAGGGGAACUGACAGGCUGUCGGCUGGGGUUUAAAUAGCGCGCUCUGUUAACUGAUUGGUAAUUAGAAGAAUGACGUCAUGCCAUGGUAGCUGACUAUGUAUGGUGGUCAGCUGGGGACAAAAAGACUCUUUAAUGUAAUCAGAGAGUCUCUAUUGUGAUAUGCCAAAACGAAUAUAAAUUCAGUGUAUUAACUUCUAAUAAACAUUUAUGACAAACUAUAUAAAGAGAUGUAGAUAAAGGAGCGCUUGAUUAAUAUAAUGUAAAUUCUUCUUUUAAUAAUAAAAAUAAAAUCUUAGAUAAUUAGAAUUAUUUUAUUUAUUUAUUAAGAGGAUGUCCAUGUAGUGUUAGCAUAAGGAAAGAAUUUCCCUUAUAUAAUGCUGACUCAAAUGACUGAAGAGAAAUGAACCUAUCCAAAUAGGUAUGGUUUAUGAAAGGUGUUAUCAUAAGGAGAAAUAGAUUAACCUUAUGAAAUACUGACUCAAAAGAAUGAAAAGAAUAUAAAACUAUCAAAAUAGGUGUAGUCUAUCAGUGUAUAAAAGGUGUAUAAUUGAACUCCUCGUUAAGCCCUUGUGGAGUUAAAGUUCUAAAUGAAUAUAUCCAUUUUGAUUCUUUUUGCAGUAGUUGUUGAUUGAAAUUGCCCUUUCUGGGAUUGGGCAAUAAUUUCUCUAUUGCUUGAAACCUAAGGUUGUCGGUAUUUCCCUGAUGGAAAUUCAUAAUAUGCCUUGCCACAGGUGUAGGAUUUAUGGUGUUUUUUACAGAGUUGAUAUGUUGAAGAAUUCUGCGGCGAAAUGGUUGGUAGGUCUUUCCAGUGUACUGGAUUCCACAUUUACACGUAAUCAAAUAUAUCACGCGAGUGGUAUUACAAUUUACCAGAGCAUUGGUUUUAAUGGUAAUGUGAGAUUGUGUAGAUGUGGUGAAUUGAGAAGGAGUAAUGAACUGACAGGCCUUACAGUGGCCACAUCUGUAUGUUCCUUUCGUACUAGUAAGCCAGUUUGAUUUUGGUGAAAUGGGAGUUAGAAAACUGUGAACUAAAAGGUCUUUGAGGUUUUUUGAUCUCCGAGCCGUAAUUGUGGAAUGGUUUGGCAGUGACUUCUUCAAUAUAGGAUUAUGUAGAACUUUAGCAUGUGGUAGCGAAUUAGUUGGAUUGACAAGGAUUCUUUAUAGAUUUUAUAUCUCCUGAAUAAAUACAUAUAGUAGACGGACUAAGGUUUAGACUUAGCCAAUCGAUCGUAGAUAGACUAUUAUUUAGGCUCAGCCAAUCAAUCAAGAUAUAUGUCCGUUUUCACUAGACAGACUGGUUUAGAUUCUACAAUGAUUGAGAUACACUAAUUGACAUAUUACAAAACUUUGUAACAUUAAUUUGUAUCCAGCUGGUAUUUUCUGUUAAAUGUCCAAUUAUGGCUACACAGUUACAUACAUUCCAUACUAAUCUGGAUUUAUUGUGUUAUCAAGUACAAUCACUUGUCUGUCCAUUUUUAUUUUAGUCAUUUUUUCCUACAGAGAAAAUCUUUCUGUGGGAAUUUGAGGUUUAUAUAAUCAAUAUUUAUCUAAGUUUUCUUUUUUCUUUUUUCACAUAUAUAUUUUUUUCACAUAUAUUUUUGUUGUAAUUUUUUACAGACUUUCUAUUAAAAGCUAUGUUUUAAUAUAUCAGUAACAUCUUUGUAGGGCAGUGCCUCUCUCUUUUUCAUUGUAUUUAAUCUAUUUAGGGUUAACCCCUUUACUGCCUUAUUUAUCCACGCUUCCAUCUUUCGUUCUUUAAAUAAUUAAUAAUUGGGUUUUAGUACCCCCCUUUACGGAAGCUAACAUCAACGCGCUGAUUCAAAUGACUGACCUUCUAGACAAAUUGUCUGACCUUACUAGCAACCCAGAUGACAUUCAAAAUGUCUUUUCAAUUAAUCCAUUAAUCAAAAGUAAUUCUAAUAAUAUUGAUAUCAAUGAUGCAUUUUUUGAAAUACAAAAACUGUAUCAGCAACAUAUUAGGAGUUUUUGGGAACUAACUAGCCUGAACCAGUACAUAGAGCAAAAAUUGGUUCCAAGAGGACUCCGUCCGGAUAUAUUACUACCAGACAAAAUCCAAACAGACGAACAAUUAAAUGAGUGGAAUAAUAUCCUAUUAGAGUGUUCAGCCAAAUUGAUGACUUUUCUAGUUAAGCUUGAAACUAUACACCUAGAAGAAACAAAUACAAAAUUACAGAAUGAGAUCAUACAAAUAAAGAAGUUCAAGACUGAUAGUCUUUUUUCCCCUAUGGAAACUAAAUUACAGAAAAACAUUGAGCAUUUUAAAAACAACAUUAAAAUCAAAAAACACACAAAAUUCCAAAGGGACUUUAAAGACUUUAAAGAAGGUGAGAUUUUUCGUAAAAAACGGAAAUUCCGUAAAAAUUUUGGCUCUCAAAGAGGCUCUACAUCUGCAGACACUGAAUGGUCUGACUCAGAUACAGGCUCCUCAAAAUCAAGAUCAAGGCAAAAUAUUAACAAUACCCGCUACAACGAUCCUGCCCCGACCUAUUCACCAACUAGGAGCAUUCUAAAGAGCUCUGAUAAGUCGGUUGCCUUUUUGGAUGCCCCUAUUAGCUCUGAUACAAAUAACACUACUAUUUCUAAAACUUUUUUAGGACAGGACCCCCCUCGCGAACAAAGGGGGAGAUUAAGGGACAGGGAUCGCUGGGCAUACAAGAGACAAGGACGGGGUCAGAAAUUCUAACAUCCAACAAAAUUAUUAACCUUUCAAACUUUUCACUUCAACCAAGACAUAUCUCUCUUCUAAAUAAAGGUCUGUCAUAUGUACCAACCCCAGGUCAUAAUAAAUUCAGUUGGUCAAAAGACAUAAACCUUUUCGGUAGAAAACUAGCAUUAAAUUUAAUGCACUCUAAAAAAGAUCUGCUUACGGCCAAUGAGUUAGGCUUAUCCUUGGAGGAUUUUGAAUUCUCCAAAAUACUUACAGAUUUGUUAGAAGAACAGAGUAUUAAUAAACCACUAACAAAACUAAGACCUCAAAGUUGGUUCACCCCCAAUUUAAAAGAUACACCACAUGUGGACCUUUUUGUCGAAAUGACUACUAGUGACUUAGAAAAAAGUACGUUGGAAUACUCACCAGUUCACAACCUAACCUUCAACGAACGAAAAGCACUUAAGGAAUUGCAAACAUUGGAUGACGUAAUCAUAAAACCGGCAGACAAGGGUGGUAAUAUUGUGUUAUUGAAUAGAGACAUGUACAUCGAUAUGUGCAUGGUACAUCUCAAUGAUCGAUCCAAUUAUAGUAUCCUUCCUUCUGAUCCCACUGAGAUGUACAUUAAAGAACUUGAAAAUCUACUUAUGAAGGCAAUGGAACAAAAAAUAAUUAACUCAGACAAGUUUAGAUAUCUAUUACCACAUAAACAUCCUACAAUAGCCACUCUGUACUGUCUACCUAAAAUACACAAAAACAAGAAGGCACCCCCUGGGAGACCAAUCAUUUCUAGUAAUAAUUGCCUAACAGAAAGAGCCAGCAAAUUCGUUGACAAACUAUUACAUCCGUAUGUCAUCAAUUUACCAUCUUAUAUACAAGAUACCAAAUCUACUUUACUAAUUCUUGAAGGACUUCAGGUGCCACCAUACACCCUACUAGCAAGUCUGGAUGUGGUAUCCUUGUAUAGUAAUAACCCACAUAAAGCAGGUUUGGAAGCUUGCCGGUUCUUCCUUGAGUCAUCAACAUAUGAAGAAACACAAAUUGCAUUUAUCAUCUCUCUUCUGGAGUUUAUUUUGACUCACAAUUAUCUCAUCUUUAAUGGUAAAUAUUACCUACAGGAGACCGGAACUGCUAUGGGCACAACUUGUGCUCCCACAUAUGCAAAUCUGUUUUUGGGCUGGUGGGAAGAGAAAAUGUGGAAAGAUCCAGAAUACAGUCUGUACCACAGAUAUAUUUUGAAAUGGUACAGAUAUAUCGAUGACAUACUCCUAUUAUGGACUGGUCCAGUGCAAGCAUUUGAAAAUUUUGUGGAAACUUUGAAUAACAACCAAAUAAAUUUGGCAUUAACUCAUGUCAUUGAUGAGAAAGAAUUGGUCUUCCUAGAUUUGAAAAUUCUACUAAUGGAGGAUGGAACUGUUCAAACAGAACUUUUCAGGAAAUCUACAUCAACUAACAGCCUUCUCCAUUGGAAGAGCCAUCAUCCUCAUAGAUUAAAAGCUUCAAUUCCAUACGGCCAAUAUUUAAGAGCUAGGAGAAACUGCUCUCAAGACUCCGCUUAUUAUCAGGAAUGUCAGGCUCUCAAGAUGCGCUUUAAAGCCUUGGGGUACCCGAACAAAGUCUUAAAAAGAGCAUACCAACGUGCCAGUGAAACAGAUAGACUGGUAAGCUUAAAAUCCACGUGCACAAAACCAAAUGCAUCAACUCCCAGAUGCAUUGCCACCUUUUGAUAGUGGUUGGAGCAAUAUGACAAAAACCUUUUCAACACACUGGCCUACACUUCUACAUAAUCCUAUAUUGAAGAAGUCACUGCCAAACCAUUCCACAAUUAUGGCUCGGAGAUCAAAAAACCUCAAAGACCUUUUAAUUCACAGUUUUCUGACUCCCAUUUCACCAAAAUCAAACUGGCUUACUAGUACGAAAGGAACAUACAGUUGUGGCCACUGUAAGGCCUGUCAGUUCAUUACUCCUUCUCAAUUCACCACAUCUACACAAUCUCACAUUACCAUUAAAACCAAUGCUCUGGUAAAUUGUAAUAGCACUCGCGUGUGAUAUAUUUGAUUACGUGUAAAUGUGGCAUCCAGUACACUGGAAAGACCUACCAACCAUUUCGCCGCAGAAUUCUUCAACAUAUCAACUCUGUAAAAAACACCAUAAAUCCUACACCUGUGGCAAGGCAUAUUAUGAAUUUCCAUCAGGGAAAUACCGACAACCUUAGGUUUCAAGCAAUAGAGAAAUUAUUGCCCAAUCCCAGAAAGGGCAAUUUCAAUCAACAACUACUGCAAAAAGAAUCAAAAUGGAUAUAUUCAUUUAGAACUUUAACUCCACAAGGGCUUAACGAGGAGUUCAAUUAUACACCUUUUAUACACUGAUAGACUACACCUAUUUUGAUAGUUUUAUAUUCUUUUCAUUCUUUUGAGUCAGUAUUUCAUAAGGUUAAUCUAUUUCUCCUUAUGAUAACACCUUUCAUAAACCAUACCUAUUUGGAUAGGUUAAUUUCUCUUCAGUCAUUUGAGUCAGCAUUAUAUAAGGGAAAUUCUUUCCUUAUGCUAACACUACAUGGACAUCCUCUUAAUAAAUAAAUAAAAUAAUUCUAAUUAUCUAAGAUUUUAUUUUUAUUAUUAAAAGAAGAAUUUACAUUAUAUUAAUCAAGCGCUCCUUUAUCUACAUCUCUUUAUAUAGUUUGUCAUAAAUGUUUAUUAGAAGUUAAUACACUGAAUUUAUAUUCGUUUUGGCAUAUCACAAUAGAGACUCUCUGAUUACAUUAAAGAGUCUUUUUGUCCCCAGCUGACCACCAUACAUAGUCAGCUACCAUGGCAUGAUGUCAUUCUUCUAAUUACCAAUCAGUUAACAGAGCGCCCUAUUUAAACCCCAGCCGACAGCCUCUCAGUUCCCCUUGAAAAGCCGUCUUACCGGCGAAACGCGCGUCGGGUUUUUGGAGAUUCCUGUCAUCUCAGCCUUAGCUCUUUAUAACUUUUGGUGGGAUUUACUGAUAGCUUUAGAAUCGAUUCGAUCUCCAGAUUAUUAGGUUGAGUUUAUGCUGCUUCUUUUCGUCUAUGCGGGUGUUGAAGCUUAGCCGCUUCUUUCUAUCACGUGUAUUAAGGUGUUUAGGUUUAUAUUCAGUUUUGACCUGUGCAUUGCAACCAGCCAGCGCAGACUCUUAAUCUAUUUAGCAAUAGGUGCCCUUGAAGGCACAAUAUACAUCGGGCGUAAGAUUUAUAUAUAUAUAUAUUCUUUUCCAGCUCUUAUCGAUAUCUAUUAGGGCAUUUGUUAGCUGGCUGCUUGCAGUUAGACUGCCAGUAUAAUUUUCCGUUUAGAGGCAGGUGCCCUUGAAGGCACAGUGAGACUCUUUUGAUUUAAUAAUAUAACCACAUUUAAUUAUCGUAUUUUCUGUAUCCUCUAUUAUUGUAUCGGACAAAAAUAUACGGCAGUCAAGUAGUCAGACUGAUAAGGAUUUUUUUCACAGACCUCCCCCCAUUUUUUCCUUAUACCUUUUGAACAAACUUUAGCAUGUGGUAGCGAAUUAGUUGGAUUGACAAGGAUUCUUUAUAGAUUUUAUAUCUCCUGAAUAAAUACAUAUAGUAGACGGACUAAGGUUUAGACUUAGCCAAUCGAUCGUAGAUAGACUAUUAUUUAGGCUCAGCCAAUCAAUCAAGAUAUAUGUCCGUUUUCACUAGACAGACUGGUUUAGAUUCUACAAUGAUUGAGAUACACUAAUUGACAUAUUACAAAACUUUGUAACAUUAAUUUGUAUCCAGCUUGUAUUUUCUGUUAAAUGUCCAAUUAUGGCUACACAGUUACAUACAUUCCAUACUAAUCUGGAUUUAUUGUGUUAUCAAGUACAAUCACUUGUCUGUCCAUUUUUAUUUUAGUCAUUUUUUCCUACAGAGAAAAUCUUUCUGUGGGAAUUUGAGGUUUAUAUAAUCAAUAUUUAUCUAAGUUUUCUUUUUUCUUUUUUCACAUAUAUAUUUUUUUCACAUAUAUUUUUGUUGUAAUUUUUUACAGACUUUCUAUUAAAAGCUAUGUUUUAAUAUAUCAGUAACAUCUUUGUAGGGAGUGCCUCUCUCUUUUUCAUUGUAUUUAAUCUAUUUAGGGUUAACCCCUUUACUGCCUUAUUUAUCCACGCUUCCAUCUUUCGUUCUUUAAAUAGAAAUUCUCCUUGAUCAGUUUACCUGUGAUGAUGUGCAUUGUAUCAUCUGUUUAUUCUUCCUGAUCACAGAAUGAUUUAGAGAGUCACACCGGCUGGCCUGAGAUAUAUAGUUUAUCUGAACAUUUUUAUUUGCAAGAUUAAUAAAAUAAAAAUAUAUCGUAGUGGCUUCUAGUCACUUACCCAAGCAGUUCUUUUUAAUUAUGUUUUUCUUUCAAGUGAAGAGAUGUCACAAGUGACUUUAUUGCAUAUUCAAAAGCUUUUCACAUUCGGUUGAAUGACAAAUUAGUAAUCAUUCAGGCAUGUGGUAUUAUGCACACCAUUUAAAGAACAGUAGUGGCAGAGAGUUUGGGACUCUUGUCUGGUUUAAGAUAGCAUCACUUGCACGAUUUUAGAGUAAGGGUACUGGCUGUGUAAGAGAAGCAUCCAAAGUUUGAAGGACAUGUAUUCUCUGUCUACAUGUCAAGUUAAAAGUGAUAUGUAUCCUAAUCACAUUUUGUGAAUGUGACCCCGGGUGUUUUACUUAAUUAAAAGAGUUAAAAAAAAAUGGGAUCCACUAAACAAAGACCAACAUGAAUUCCAUGUGAAGAGGGAGCUUGUUUCUAAUCUCAAUGUUGAUUCUCUUAACAAUAUGCCAUUAUGGGUCGUUUAUGGCAGACUCUGAUUAUUGUUUUUUUUUUUAGAGACGAUGAUAGAGCGAAUGUUUGGGGAAUCAGGAAGAACGAGUGUGAGUGUAAAAAGAGGCCAACACAAGAUACCCAAAAUAUGAGCCAUGGAGACUGCCUGGUGAGGAGAUGUUCAUUCACUUUAAUAAUUAUCAAAUCUGUUGCUUGGGUUCCAAAGGGGACACACAUCACACCAAAUACAUUCUCUGGCACGGCAAUCCAUUUAGCUGCUUGGGCUCAGAAUUUGCUCAGCAGCUCAUUCUUCGACUGGAAAUCUAGCUGAGUGAUUUAAUUCAACUUACAAAAUAUAUGUAAAAUUAGAAUGCUACAUUAGAAUCUUUGCAGUAUCCAAGGGUUUUCAAUCGCAAGGAUGAAGGCAAAUAUCUGAUAUGUCCUAAACCCAGGACAUACUUGAAAGCGAGAGAAAUAUAUCCUGUGAGAAAUGUAUCCUUCCUGGUAAAAUAUUUUAUAAAUAAAUAAUAAUAUAGUGUGCCGCUUGCCCUCAGUGGGGACACACUAAAAAGGAGAUGCAGACACGUUUUUGGUAGUCCCCUGGCUUUCUUACUAUACUUUUAAUAGUCGUCUUAAAAUUCUAGAUCCUAUAAUAACAUGAGGGCGACCUUUAUGGUGACUGUUAAAUAAUAAUUAGACAACUAGAUGAAAUAGGGUCACUGAUCCACAUCUGAUAGUUUCUAUAUAUUCUAAAUGGCAUGUCCUGAGCUGAUUCCUCAUAUUAAAUCCUAAGCAUAUUUCCAUUCAGAGACAGAGAUUCCCUUGCUUUUAACAUCUAUAUUGUCAUGUGCCUAAAGGGCCAGAAUCUCGAUUCGACGCUGCUCACUGACCUGCGAAAUGCUCUCCAGAAUGAAAUAGAGACUCGAGAGACCCUUAAUACAGAGAUCAACUUCCUAAAAACAGCCAAUCAAAGUUUGGCGCGGUGAGCAACCUCCAUGACUGCCUUCUUCCUUUCCCAAAAUCUGCAUCUGAGUUAUGUACUUGUUUGUUCUCCUGUUCUUCUGUCUGCCUGUCUUGUCAUCUACACGGAUAAAGUUAGCAAACUUUAUAUUCCACUCAUCUACCUGUCUGUCCAACUCUUUGUCUGUCUGUCUCACCAUUCACAUUUCUUGAGGUGGCCAUGUAUAAUGUGAGUUAUGUAUGUCUGUCCCCCGACCACCGCAGGCGCCUGUAUGAAGCUGACCAGUUAAACGCUGAGCUUCAAAGCAAGAUUAGCAUGAUGGAGGGACAAAUGAGGGAGAGACCUAGCAUAGUGGAAGAAGAGAGAGGUGAGUGAGACCAUCCAAUGACUUGUCAUCACCAGCUCACUAGCACCGCGACACUGCUAUACCAGCGACGGGAGCACUUCUCCCACUGUCUGUCUCUCAUUGCUUCUCUCUGUCACCUUCUUUUCUCCAUAUCUCAAUCCUUCAUUAUAUUGCUCCAUCUCUUUCUCUCACUAACACUCUCUGCCUCUUGCUAACACUCUGUCUCUCUCAUAUCUCUCGUUCACCUUCUUUCAGACGUUCAUUUUUCACCUCGAAGACAUGAAAUCUGCAAUCAGAAAUAUGAACCUAUCUCUAGGACUAGACAAGUGAGAUAUGUCUAGUGAUGGGCCUGGGUGGUGGGGUGAAGACAGGUAAACUUGCCCGGUACCAGAGAGAUUCUGGGAUAAGGGGUGGUGACUCAUAGUGCAGCCAGUGGGUGUUAGAGCUUCUAGAUUUUUGAAGUGUGAUUGAGGCUGACAGUGGUUUUGAAGAUCCAGAUGGAGGGACUAGAAGGGAGGGAUAUGGUUGCACAUCGGGAGAGAGUUGAUGGGGUCACCUAAGACAUAUUUUUGGAAUUGCAGAAGGGAGAAUGAGUUUGACACCUUUAGGGCUGACUCCAAACCUUUUUCUGUCUCCUCUCUCAGCUAGAUAGCUGUAUACCUUCCUAUUGUCACCCUUUAGUGACACCAGUACACCGUCACAUGCUGCUGUUCUCACGGGUAUGUCACCUGCAUGUCACCAACUGUGUCACUAUGUGUUGGGAGGGAUAGUCUCCCAGGGACCCUGUGUGUUUGUAAGGCACCCAUAAUCAACCAGGAAAGUUUUCCCUCGACCCCUAAACGCUAUUCAGAUGCUAUGCUUUAGAGCAGGACUGUCCAACCUGCGGCCCCCCAGAUGUUGCUGAACUACAACUCCCAUUAUUCCCUGGCUAUCUUUUUAAUUGAAAGAAUCAUGGGAGUUGUAGUUCAGCAACAUCUGGGGGGCCGCAGGUUGGACAGCCCUGCUUUAGAGAUAAACUCCCAGGAUCCAUAUGUACCUUCUUGAUUUGGCACAACCUACCUCUUCCCUUCUGGGUUUAUUCUACUUGGCAUAGAAAUUAAGAACAAGGACCUAAUGUUUUGCUAGUUAGGUAGCAAUGUUUGGGAAAUAAAAUUAGUUGGUCCAUGACAAAUUGUGAGAUUUCUGAAUGACACCUCUGGAUCCCUGAAUGUUGAUAAGACAUCCUUUGGGAAAUAAGUAUAGAUCCCCCAACUCAUUUCUCUAUUAGACAGCCCAGUCAAUGGAGGGAUGGGUUCCCUGGGUCCCCUGUAUGUUUUUAUAGUAACCCUACAGAUUCCCAAGUCCAUACUGUCUGUUUGUCGUGUUGGUCACGUUUGUCGUGUUAGGAGAGUUUCCUCCAUAUGUAAACAUGUUUUCUUCUCUCCUACAGAUUCCUAAGCCCCACACAUCCUGGGUGGGCUAUCUCCUGCUCUGUUCCAUCAACUGGUCUCACUGUGUGCCUCGACCUCUAUGUUCGUUGUAG